UCUAAAAACACGUGAACUUUUACUAUUGAAAAAAGAAAAAUAAAUCGAAAUAUAGGAUAAUACAAAUAUCACCCAUGGGAAAACUUCGUAAAAAGGGGGAAAGUGGUGCAGCCACUCUUUACAUUGCCAGAAACCAGGCACUCACAAAAUUACAGCUUAGUUUACCCGACUUCAGGCGUUUGUGUAUCCUCAAAGGAAUUUAUCCGGUCGAACCAAAGAAUAAAAAGAAAGUAAAUAAAGGAAGCAGUGCAAACAGAACAUAUUAUUAUGUCAAAGACAUUCAAUGGCUGGCACAUGAGCCAGUGUUGAACAAGUUUAGAGAGUUUAAGGCAUUUUUAAAGAAAUUAAAGAAAGCAAUUGGAAAAGAAGAACCUGGAACUGCUGACAGAUUGGAGCAAAAUAAACCAGUCUACACCCUUGAUCAUAUUGUGAAAGAAAGAUAUCCAACUUUUAUUGAUGCGAUUCGAGACCUGGAUGAUGCUUUAUCGAUGGUGGUUUUAUUUUCAACUUUACCACAAACAGACAAAGUUGAGGGAAAAGUUGUGAAAGAUUGUAAAAGAUUAUAUGUGGAGUUCCAACACUACAUCUUAGCGUCAAAGUCCUUGAGAAAGGUGUUCUUUUCAAUCAAGGGCAUAUAUUACCAAGCUGAAAUCUCAGGUCAUCCGGUAACCUGGAUAACACCUCACACUUUCUGUCAAGAUAUGCCUGCAGAUGUUGACUUCAGGAUAAUGUUGACUUUCAUUGAAUUUUAUACAACAUUGAUUGGUUUUGUCAAUUUUAAACUGUUCAACAUGGUCAACUUACUUUACCCUCCCAAGCUUACCACGGAAAGCACGACAGACAACAACAAUUCAUACUGUGAAGAAUCUGAGCUGGAGACAGAAGGUUUAGCAGCUUUAAGUCAAUCAUUAUUAACAGUCCCCAAAGAAUCUGGUGAUGAUCCAACUAUAGACGAAUUUCCAUUAGAAGCUGAGGCAGAUGACGAAAUGGCGCAAAAAGUGAAAAAAGAACAAGAAAGUGUGGAAAGAUUACUCGAGCUAUUUUCCGAAUGCACAAUAUUUUUAUCAAGAGAAGUUCCUCGAGAAAGUCUAGUGUUUAUAAUCAGGAGUUUUGGCGGGAAAGUAUCGUGGCCAAGUUCAAUGGCUCUUGGAUCGACAUUUGAAGAAACGGACGAAACUAUAACACACCACAUUAUUGACAGACCUUUACAAGGACACAGAUUCUUAUCCAGAUAUUACGUCCAGCCACAGUGGAUAGCUGAUAGCGUCAACUACAGACGGCUGCUUCCCGUGGAAGAUUACUUUCCAGGUGUGGACCUACCCCCCCAUCUCUCCCCGUUUGUGAAGGAAGAGGAAGGAGACUAUAUCCCACCUGAAAGACAGGCCAUGUUGGAAGAAAUGGACGAGGAAACGAGAGAAAACGACAAGGAAGAAGCAGAGCAGGAGGAGAAACCAACGAUGACAAAAGAGGAGAAGAAUCUUGCUAAGAUGGUGAUGCCGAAGAAAAACAAAAGAUUGCUGGAAAAAAUUGAAUAUUCCAAGAGGAAAAAGGCCUCACAGGUGAAGAAAUUACACGAGAAAAGGAAAGCCAUCGAUGAACAGAAAUCAUCAAAGAAAAUCAAAACAAAACAUUGAGGAACCAAAACGAAGAAUCCUUUGUCGCAUGUUUUUGUGAUGGCAUGCAUGUCGUAUAAAUAAAAAAUGCACAAUUACUUGGAUGAGAGAAAAAUAAAAUGGACUAUUAUAACAUAAUAUAACGAUAUUAUACAGUGUAUAGCCA
Dendronephthya gigantea is the source of this 1779-nucleotide messenger RNA. Its product is annotated as pescadillo homolog. Lineage: Eukaryota; Metazoa; Cnidaria; Anthozoa; Malacalcyonacea; Nephtheidae. Bases 75 to 1634 code for a protein of 519 amino acids. The record is from RefSeq and is a predicted model, not a curated record. The transcript is spliced from 16 exons. Gene Ontology annotation, cellular component: PeBoW complex; nucleolus. Gene Ontology annotation, molecular function: RNA binding. Gene Ontology annotation, biological process: ribosome biogenesis; maturation of LSU-rRNA from tricistronic rRNA transcript (SSU-rRNA, 5.8S rRNA, LSU-rRNA).